AUAAGCUGCAGAGUUUGGACGCAAUUUAAUAAUUGGAACAACUUUAAAGAUUGUGGCAAGUGCUGGAGAGGCUUAUUAUCAAUUCUUUUAUGAAGCGGAACUGUUCUUAAAUUUGACACUAGUGGGUUUUUUGAGCUCAUUAAGAUGCAACAAAAACGGCGCAGAAACAGCAACAACAACAACAACUUAGUUUACGUGACAAUUUUGUUUUGCUGUAUUGUGGGAACGAUAGCGACGCCACUGAGUAUAUUGAAGGACAUAAGUGACACAUCAAGUGGAGAAUUAUCGGCGGAAUUUCUCUCCAAUAAUGGCCCACUGGCUGAGGAGCAGGAUUAUAAUUGGGAUGUGCUGAUUUUCACACAACAGUGGCCGGUGACGACUUGUUACCAUUGGCGUGAGCAGGAUCCUAAUUUCGAGUGCAGGCUGCCACAGAAAAAGGAGUUCUGGACGAUACAUGGCAUCUGGCCCACGAAAUUGGGACAUGUGGGGCCCAACACCUGCAAUAGAUCGGCCAUAUUUGACAAGGAUCAACUGAAACCUAUAGAGAAUCGUCUGGAAACCUAUUGGCCGGACUUGGAUGGCGAAGACAACAAAGUAGACAAGUUGUGGAGUCACGAGUGGUUGAAGCACGGCACUUGUGCGGCAUCGCUCGAUACACUGGACGAUGAACUGAAGUAUUUUGGACAGGGACUCAUCUGGCGCGAGGACUAUGUUAUGUCACGCAUAUUGGAUGCGUCAGGCAUACAUCCGGAUUCCAAUAAUACGGUCACGGUACUGAAUGAGGCCAUUGUAAAGGCGUUGGGCAAGAAUCCCUCCAUCCACUGUCUGUACGGCAAGCACGGCAUCAGCUAUCUGUCCGAGAUUCGCAUCUGCUUCAACAAAUCUCUGGAGCUCAUCGACUGUGAUGGCGUUAAGCUCGGCGAUGCCAAAUACAUUAGCUAUCCGGGUGGCACGGUCAUCACCAAUUGCCACAUCAGCAUACCCGUCCACUACCCCAGCCUUGUGCCGCCCGAGAAACGCGAGGAGGAAUGGAAAUUUCCGCUCGUGAAUUUCUAUAAACUGCUGCAGUUCCUCAUGUGGUUCACAUUGUAGGAAGCGGAUGGCCAGCAGUGGUUUCAGUUUAUUUUUAUAGCGUAGUCUAGACCGAAAUGUAUUUUUGUUUUCUAUUUUGGGGAGCGCUCUAUAAGUAGACAUUUCUAAAACUGGCGGGUCUUGGCUGCACAGCUGAAAAGUAUUAUUAAGAUAUUUGAUUUAUUUUCAACCCAUAUUGUUUAAUUAAAACAAACAUGAUAAACUG
Messenger RNA from Scaptodrosophila lebanonensis, 1297 nucleotides. RefSeq names its product ribonuclease Oy (gene RNaseX25). Gene Ontology annotation, cellular component: extracellular region. Bases 145 to 1092 code for a protein of 315 amino acids. The transcript is spliced from 2 exons. The record is from RefSeq and is a predicted model, not a curated record. Gene Ontology annotation, biological process: RNA catabolic process. NCBI's taxonomy places the organism in Eukaryota, Metazoa, Arthropoda, Insecta, Diptera, Drosophilidae. Gene Ontology annotation, molecular function: ribonuclease T2 activity; RNA binding.